Pungitius pungitius (ninespine stickleback) is the source of this 1830-nucleotide messenger RNA. RefSeq names its product arrestin domain-containing protein 3-like. The coding region runs from base 235 to 1275 and encodes 346 amino acids. Gene Ontology annotation, cellular component: cytoplasm; plasma membrane. Gene Ontology annotation, biological process: protein transport. The transcript is spliced from 6 exons. The record is from RefSeq and is a predicted model, not a curated record. Lineage: Eukaryota; Metazoa; Chordata; Actinopteri; Perciformes; Gasterosteidae.
UACAUAAGCUUCAAGCGAAACCACGUUGUACUUUCUUGCUUCUCAUUCGUUUGAUUUACUUGGUGUUUUGCUCGUUUUGACACAAAGAUCUUUGCAAAUAAGUACUUUUACAGACGAUGCUAGAGUGAUUAUUUUUGGUGAGCUCAAUCUCCAGGAGGGUGCCACCUCAGGGCGCGGAGCCUGUUGAGAGGAGCGGACAGUGAGCCGUCGCUCUUCGCGGCGUUUAAUCAUAAAAUGUCUCCGAUAAAGGGCUUUAGUUUGGUUUAUGCACCUCUCAACGCAGGGCGCACCUUUUCUCAAGGGGAUACCAUCGAAGGCAUGGUCACUUUCACGUUGACAAAAGAAACCAAAGUGAAGGGACUGAGCGUGAAGCUCAAAGGGGACGCGAACGUGCACUGGUCGGAGGGCACCGGCGACAAGAGGAAAUCGUACAGUGCGCACAGGACCUACCUGGACCUCAAAGAGUACUUGGUUGAAAAGAAGGAGAAUGGUACUGUACUUCCCAAAGGAGACCAUCAAUUUAAGUUUGGGUUUACAUUUCCACAUGGGGUCAUGCCGUCCUCCUUCAAAGGUUUACAUGGAAAGAUUUGCUACAUGCUGGUAGCAAAGGUGUCCAGGAGCUGGAGGCUGCCUUCUUCCGUAGUAAAAGACCUCAACUUUGUUUCAAAAUCCUCCCAUAAUGUCCAGGCAAUAUGUCCACAGUCUGGUUCAGUGGAUAAAAAGAUGAGCGGUUUCGCCAGCGGACAGCUUGAAAUGUCUGCCACCAUUAACACAAACUUGUGCUCUCCAGGUGACACUGUGUCUGUUGCUGCCCAAAUCAGCAAUUCCUCUUCCAAACAAACAAAGGCUAAAUUCAGUUUGCAGCAGAAAAUAGUGUACCGGGCCAAUGCCUCCAUUAAAGUCAGUGACCAGAGUCUGUUGAAAACAGUUGGGGAGACUAUCGAACCAAAUUCAGCGGAAACUGCGUCCUGUCAGUUCACGGUUCCUGCCGACGUCAUCUAUACUCUCCAAGAUUGUGAAAUCAUCUCAGUUAACCAUUACCUGAAGGUGUAUUUGGACAUCAGCUUUGCCAUUGACCCGGAGGUGGAGUUUCCCCUGGUCGUAGUUCCUUGUGGUUUUGCUACCCUUCAGCCCGGUGGAGCUCUGGGGCCUUACCCAGCUGGAUCUUUUGGGGCACCAAGUUACAGCGACCUCCUUCCCCCCGCCUACCCUAUUGGACCUUCUGCACCGGCGGGUUCAGGGGCCUACGGGUACUCCGCACCAGAUCCCACUUAACACGCAAACAUGUAAAGUGGGUAUUAUAAUCAGGAGCCACAACAGGCUCCUCCAAACGGUUAUUCAAACCAAAAAUACUGACAGCCAAUGAGGACAUUUAAGCUGUUGGAGGAAAAUGUUUUGUGCAUGCACAUAUAUUCUUCUACAAUAAUGUCUGCGGUAUAAUAAUCAAUACUCAGCCAUAUAUUAGUCUAUAAUCAUCUCCUUAUUAGAGUAUAAUGUAUGAACAAAUAUGUUUUUGACAGGAACAUGUGUGACAUUUUCCAUUUCAGUCCUGCAGUCUUGAGCACGUAGUUAAAUUCCUGUGGGGGUAAGAGACAAAAAAACCUGUUUUUGUUUACAAGAAGGAUGGGUUUUGCUUGCAACCUGUGUUUAAAUAAAUCUAAUGUGAAUUAAAGUUCCAAUCUUUCUUGUGUUCUGUGGAAGUCUGUUACUGAAAGCUGUUGUUAGUGAGAUUCUAUGGUAUCUCACCGCUUGAAUAAACAGGAAAUGGAUUGGGGUGUGCAGAAGCACUGCGAUGGAAGGAACUGGGAUGACGAGGGAGGAGAUGAUUGA